Molecule: messenger RNA, 961 nt
Organism: Taeniopygia guttata (zebra finch)
Lineage: Eukaryota; Metazoa; Chordata; Aves; Passeriformes; Estrildidae
Source: RefSeq, a predicted model, not a curated record
AUGAAAGUUACCAAGCAGGGCCUGAUCCCUUCUCCUGCAGGAGGGGCCCUGUACUGGCUCCUGCCCAGGGCUGGAAUAUUCUGUACUUUUGUCUCCCAGUCCCAUCUCAUCAGCUCUGCAGUGAACAGCCAUGGGCUGCAGCUGUGUCCUGUGCCUGUCCCUGGGCCCCUGGCAGGGCACUGGGAGAAGCCAGGGCAGAGAUCACUCACUAACGAAGCACCUUCAUCUCACAGGGGUUUAUUCCCUGCCACUGCUGCACCUGCCCAAGUGUUCCCUGAAGCAUAUUCAAGCAAUUUUCCAAGUCAUGGGGUUCAUACACAAAAAUCUCCUCUAAAGACACCAGUUCCUCGAAGAUAUGCUCCAGAACCUGUACCCAAAAAUGGGAAAAUCUCAGAGAAAGAAAACUCUGUAGUAGAAAAAGAAAAUAUUUCCAAACCUACAAGAGAAGGUGAAGGGAAAGGUCUGGAACACGUUUUGAAUUCUCAAGAAACACCACUGAAGCAAGUAGAAUAUUCCAAGAAGGCAGCAUUAAACAGCAAUGAAAGGAGCUGGCAUUCUGAGAGACACAGACACAAAGCUUUGCCUCCAGAUGCAAUUUCUUCUUUUGAAAGCUACAGUUCAAUUGAGAAAACAGUGCAAAAAGCAGAUCAUUUACUUCAAGGUCUUGGCAAGUUGAGAAGAGAAAUGCACAACAUUCUGCAGGAAGCAACUACAUGGAAAUCUGACAUGAAUGAUCUUAUUAAGGCAAAAAAUCCUCCUGUUGCAGCUGAUCCUCCUGAACAUCAUCUAGUCAGCAAACCAUCCAUCCUUCAAAAUAUCCAAGUGCCAAGGUGAUGCUGAAAGAUGCUGAAAGGAUUUUGAGAGGAGUGCAAAACAAUAAAAAAGUCCUUGAGGAGAAUCUGGAAGCUGUUAGUCAUGCAAAAGAUGGAGAUGCCAUGUAUGCUUUCAGUAACUCCUUGAC